Molecule: messenger RNA, 446 nt
Organism: Branchiostoma belcheri (Belcher's lancelet)
Lineage: Eukaryota; Metazoa; Chordata; Leptocardii; Amphioxiformes; Branchiostomatidae
Exons: 4
Coding region: 25-369 (114 amino acids)
Source: RefSeq, a predicted model, not a curated record
UAUAUUGCAGCCGUUGCAGAUCUCAUGAUUGGGGACAUGGUAGUUGACGUGAUGAUGAUCAUUCUGUGUGUCAGCCUUGUUGUCGCCGCCAUCAAGGGAAACUAUCUGCUGUGCCGAAUAUGGAUGAUCGGUGCGAUUGUCUAUGUGACCAUCAUUUUCAUUUUUACCAUCAUCAGUUCCUCCUUUCGUGCUUCGAAUAGGCCCGAAACAGCACACCAGUUGGGGCACCUGUGGGCCGGUUUAGCUUUUGAAGGCGGCUUAUUGAUUUAUGGCGUUAUCUUGGUGAACUCAUUCGCUGAGAGGCUGCGUGAGACAGAGGGGUCUCUUCCGCCAUACGGACAAGUUCGGGAGCCAUCUGGGUCUAUCUAGAGAGAAAAAAGAAGAACAGAAAGAAAGAAAGGAAGAAAGAAAGAAAAAAAGAAAAAAAGAAAAAAGAAAGAAAGAAA